This is a messenger RNA of Cornus florida, 2868 nucleotides long. RefSeq lists its product as uncharacterized. Bases 488 to 2167 code for a protein of 559 amino acids. NCBI's taxonomy places the organism in Eukaryota, Viridiplantae, Streptophyta, Magnoliopsida, Cornales, Cornaceae. The record is from RefSeq and is a predicted model, not a curated record. The transcript has 12 exons. Gene Ontology annotation, molecular function: GTP binding.
GGCCGGCCCUGACCCAAUCAUUUCAGCCUCCCCAAUCGCCUCCAUCUCUAUUCUCGUUCUCAACUCUGAACUUGCCCUCUCUCUCUCUCUCUCUCUCUCUCUCCAACUGCAAACUACAAAAUCUACAAGAAUCAGAAGUUCAAAACCCAUAUAUUUCAGUUUAUCUAUCUGUCUGCAAGAAUCAAAAGUUCAAAACCUAUUACCUAUAUCAAAACCCAUAUCGGCAUAUCAUUUCAGAUUGUUCAAAACCCAUAUCUUUCAGUUUCAAUCGCCCGCUGUUCCAGUUCGGGUUCGCCGUUCGCAAGCUUCAGCCGCUGGCCCGCUGUCUCUCAACUCUCAAGCUUGCCCCCCUCUCUCUCUGCAGCUGCUAACUUAUUGCGCUUUAAAUGGAAAUGCCUGAAACAACUUCAUAAUCAAGAAAUACAAAUGAGUUAUGUGGGGUUGUAGUAUAUAUGGGUUUUGAUAUUUGAAUCAUUACUUAUAAAGAAUGUCUGCGGAAACGAGCUCAAAGUUUAAGAAACUUCAAAAGAAAGUGAGACUUGCAAUUGGAAAAUCAAAGAAACAUAAGGAUAAUGAUGAAACCCUAGGUUCCAGGAAGAAGGGUUUUCAAGGAUAUAAAAAGGCUCAAAUUACUAUGGAAGAUGGGGUUGAUGUUUCUUAUAAGGAUGGUAAGUUAAUCAAGAGAGAGAACAAUGGAAGAAGGAAUACGAAAUUUAAGGCAAAAGAUAAACAAAUUCACACUGCUCAAGAAGGGUAUGGUACGAAGGUUGAUGGCAAUAGUGCUUUUAAACAGUUCAAUUCUGAUCGAAAGAGGAAGAGAAUAUACGCCGACCGGGGUAAUGGCAAGGAAGUAAUGUUUAAGAAAAAUGUGGAAAAGUCCAACAGAAAAGUGCCUUUAUCUAGAGAGGGGUGGAAUGAGCCCAAAGAUUAUCAUCUUAAAGAAAAAAGAACUGCAAAAUGGAAAUCUCGUGAUUUUGAACCAUCUAACAAUAGACAUUUGAAUGCUCGUGCAAAUGAGUUACUUGAUAGAAAUGGUGGCAAGAAAUUUAGGGGCAAGAUGAAGGCUACCAAUAAAGUGGAAUCUGACAGAACGGAUGUUGCCAGGAAUAGUUUGCUGAAGAAAGAUGCCAAAAGCCAAUUUGGUCGAAAUCUGAACAUGCUUAAAUAUGAAUCUCUAGAGAAGUUUGACAAGAAAAAGUUUCAUGACAAGAAAAGGUUGGAUGAUGAAUCAGCAGUAACACCAAUGAAAACAAAGCGGGUGAUUCGGAUAGAUCCACGUGAUAUCACAAAUAAGCGGUUAGAUGAUGGCAUUAUUACUAAUGAAAAUACCAAGGAGAAGAAAGAAGAUUUGAAGAAAAAUGAAAGUGUUGAAAUGUCAAUGAAUGCUCAGUUCCGUGCAAUACAACCUACUCCAUCUAUCCUUUCCUUCGUGGAAGAAAAUUUACUGGGUCGUAGACGGUCGAAUGAAUUACGGAGGGCAGGCUACAACAUUGAGCUUUCUGCUCCUUUAGAUAAUGUCCCCUUCUCUACAAGCUCAGAAAGAAAACGGAUUGAGGAUGCGCAGAUUUUUAGGAAUAAAUUAUCAUUUUUUGCUGCUGCAAAAAUUUCAUCAUCAUUUCCACCUCCUGAUAUUCCAGAGAUUGCAUUUGCAGGAAGGUCAAAUGUUGGGAAGUCAUCUUUAAUAAAUGCACUAACCAGACAAUGGGGUGUUGUACGGACUUCGGACAAGCCUGGCCUUACUCAGACUAUUAAUUUUUUCAAGCUUGGACCAAAGCUCUGCUUAGUUGAUUUGCCGGGAUAUGGCUUUGCUUAUGCAAAAGAAGAAGUUAAGGAAGCUUGGGAGGAGCUUGUCAAGGAGUAUGUCUCCACACGAGUUGGUCUAAAGCAAGUAUGCCUUAUUGUAGACACAAAAUGGGGCAUGAAGCCAAGGGAUUAUGAGCUGGUUGGUCUGAUGGAAAGAUCUCAAACAAAAUACCAGAUUUUACUAACCAAGACAGAUUUGGUAUCACCGAUUGAUGUGGCACGUCGUGCAAUGCAAAUUGAAGAGAGCCUCAAGGCAAAGAAGUCUGCCAUUCCACCAGUUAUGAUGGUAAGCUCAAAAUCUGGAGCUGGUGUCCGAAGCUUAAGAACUGUGCUUGCUAAGAUUGCUCGGUUUGCAAAAGUCUAGAAGAUGUUGAUUAGUUUCAAGAAGUUGCCAUGUUGGGAUGGUCAGGAUCUCCAUCUUGAUUUAUCUUCCCUCUCAAUCAACUAGUGGCUGGAUGUUCCUACUGGUUAUCACUGAUGAUGUUCUUGGUUUUGGUCCGUUACUUUGCUAAGCUGAAAGCCUUAAAUCCUUGAAAUCAUCAUGGUUUGGUGUGGUAUGCAUAAUGCAGGUUGAACAGUUACUGCCUUGCAAACUUGCCUGCUCAUUUCAUCUAGCCGGAUGACAUUCCAAAGGGUCGAACGUGAUAUGGUACUUCGAAACAAUCACCAAAUACAUCUCUAACAUAUAUUCUACUUGAAAAUGUCACAAAGAAAUUCUUUGUUCCUCACAUUUUUCAGUAAGCCAGCGUUUUACAGAUCAAAAUUUUAAUUAGGAAUGCUGGAAAUUUGCAUUAUCAGGGGCAAAUGAUUUUUUGGAAGGUUUUGAAAUUGAUAAGUUGGGGGUAAUUGUUUGCUGCAAUUGUAAAACUUAGGGCUAUUUAGUGUGAGGAUAAAUUUGUGUCUUAAGCACACAUGAUUCUAUUGUGAUUUAGAUGUUACGAAUUUGAAUUAAGGAAUAGUCUCUCCACAUGUGGUAGCAAGAUUGCAACAUUUAAAUUUUUUUCAGGAAUUCUUGUACUAACAACAUUUUAUGUUAGUGAUAGGAAAUCUGUAGUGAGAUUCCUA